Messenger RNA from Tachysurus vachellii, 4637 nucleotides. It is a transcript of the gene znf532, whose product is annotated as zinc finger protein 532. The record is from RefSeq and is a predicted model, not a curated record. Bases 508 to 4365 code for a protein of 1285 amino acids. Lineage: Eukaryota; Metazoa; Chordata; Actinopteri; Siluriformes; Bagridae. The transcript has 9 exons.
CUGAGGCAUUGGAUUCGUAUGGUUGCUUUGCUUGCUGGCUCAUUUGGAGGCCUUAAGCUUUUUUCCUUUCGUUUCUGCAUCAUAACCUCAUUUCUUUUUGCUGUGUUUGUAACGUGUUUGUGAGUGUGAGUGGAUGAAUGUAUCUAUGGAGGAGAAGGAAAUGGAGAAUGAGGAGGAGGAGGAGGGAGAAGGCCAUUUUGGCCCUGCCUAUGCAGAGCGUGCAGAUGUUAAUAACAGUAAUGGAGGACAGGCUGGCUGCUGUGAGCUCCACCACUAGAAUGCAGGCAGCAAUGGGAUUAGCGAUGGUGGCUAACCCAAAUAGCCAAACCUCACCUUUCUGGAUUUGAGCUUUUCUCAGUACAAUGAGAUUUUUCGUGUCACAACACGGUUUAGGAGGAUGUUUGGCCAAACCUGCUUGUGUUCCUUCACGUUACAUCGGGAUACUUCGAUUAAACCAAAUUAAACCAGUUCCAUCUAUCUAGGGUUUUAGCUCAUAUCCCUAAGACCAUGGGCGACAUGAAAACCCCGGACUUUGAUGAUCUACUUGCGGCCUUUGACAUUCCUGAUAUGGUCGACCCCAAGGCCGCUAUCGAAUCCGGCCACGAUGAACACGAGGGGCAGCUCAAACAAAAUGUUCACCAUGAUGAAGACUCCCAUGUUCCCUCGAUGCCAGAUGUUGGAGUGAGCGUUAUUGUCAAGAAUGUUCGAAACGUCGAUGCCAACGAUCACUCGCUUUCAGACAAGGAUAUCCAUUGUUCAGUAGGGAACGGAAUGCACAACGGGUUCAUGGCCAUGUCGCCUAAUAACAGGUUUAGCAAAGAUGGCGAAAAGCAUCAAAAAGUUGGAAAUCAUGGAACAGAAGUGACUGGCUCCAGGUAUAACCAGUUUAGUCCAAUUUCCAGUGCUGACGAGUUUGAUGAUGAUGACAAGAUCGAAGUAGAUGACCCUUUGGACAGGCAAAACAAUUUACCUUGUUUUAGACCAAAUCCUCUUACAGGACUUAAGAGAGAGGAGCUUUAUUCUAAUCUUUCAGGCAAUGGUUCAUUGAAGAUGGGAACUAAUGGCAAUUACAAUCAUUCAAAAACUGAAAACACUAAUACCAAUGGUACUUUAGGAAACCCAAAUGCCUACGAUCCUCCAAAACUAAGGAAAACUGAGGACCAACUCAAAGAGGUACUUUGCGGCCAAGAUGGGAAAGAAGGAAGGGAGCCAGUAGUUGGGUUGAGUAUGUCCAACCUGUCUCAAGCCAAGGCUAAAUCAUCAGCUAAGCUCUCAUCCUGCAUUGCUGCUAUUGCUGCUCUGAGUGCAAAAAAGGCCAGCACAGACGUGACAGCUGCUGAACCCACUGUCACUAAUCAGGACUCUCCAAAAGAGGCUAAGGAGAGUCCAAAGGUGACAGAAAAGAUUCCAGAGCAAGAGUCAGCCCUGGAGCUUGCCAAGAAAAUGCUUUCCAAACAGCCAGAGAGUCCGUGUAGUGUUACCAGUGAGAACAGCAGCAAAGGGUCACCCUCAUCCCCUGUAGGAUCCACCCCUGUCAUUCCCAAGGUGCGUAUUAAAACCAUUAAGACGUCUUCAGGCCAGAUCAAGAGGACUGUAACAAGGGUGUUGCCGGAGUUUGACCCAGAAGGUCUGAAGAAAGGUAUCGACUCGGGAUCCAUUGUGGUAUCUUCCUUUUUGUCGUCUCCCACAUCAAACUCUGUUUUGUCAUCUCCCACCCGAACGUCACUCCCAACCACAGUGAUGGCAACUUCCGGAGGUUCAACCAUUGAAGUCACAAAGCAAAUGACCAUCAAGCCUGUUGCUACUGCCUUUCUACCAGUGUCUGCAGUAAAAAACGCUGGUUCCCAAGUAAUAAACUUAAAAUUGGCUAACAAUACAACAGUAAAAGCCACAGUCAUACCUGCUUCAUCUGUUCAAAGUGCCAGCAAUGCAAUUCUCAAAGCUGCCAAUGCUAUUCAGCAACAAACUGUUGUGGUACCUGCUUCCAGCCUUGCCAACACCAAACUCGUGCCAAAGACUGUCCAUCUUACCAACUUGAACCUCCUUCCUCAAGCUACAUCAGCCUCAGAGCUCCACCAGGUUUUGUCUAAACCCCAGCAACCCGUUAAACAAGCCAUGAUGCCCAGUCAACCCCCUAAGAAAGUGUCUCGUGUGCAGGUGCUGGCCAGUUCCCAGAGUUCGGUCGUGGAGGCGUUCAACAAAGUUUUAAGCAGUAUCAACCCUGUCCCGGUGUAUGUUCCAAACCUUUGCCCUCCCUCCUCAUCAUGUAUUUCUUUACCAUCCCGUGGUUAUAAAUGCCUUGAGUGCGGUGAUUCUUUUGCUCUGGAGAAAAGUCUAACUCAACAUUAUGAAAGAAGAAGUGUUCGCAUUGAAGUUACGUGCAAUCACUGCUCCAAGAACUUGGUCUUUUACAACAAGUGUAGUCUCCUAUCCCAUGCCAGAGGACAUAAGGACAAAGGUGUGGUCAUGCAGUGUUCCCACCUUAUCUUAAAGCCCAUCCCUGCCGAUCAGAUGAUCUUGGCUCCCUCCGUGACCUCUAGUGCUCCCAUUUCAACUACAGGGCAAAGUUCUUUUGCAGGAUAUCAUGGGAAAAGUGAAACAACAGUGAUCUCCGCACCUUCUUCUGCACCUGUAGUGGCUGCCAUGCCCUUAGAUGAAGAUGCUUCCCGAGUGUGUCGAUCAAGUCUUAAGUGCUUGGAGUGUAACGAGGUAUUUCAGGACGAGUCAUCUCUGGCCAUGCAUUAUCAACAGGCUGCUGAGUCAAGUGGACAAAAAUCCUGCACCAUCUGCCAAAUGCUGCUGCCAAACCAGUGCAGCUUCGCCUCUCAUCAGCGAAUCCAUCAGCACAAGUCUCCGUACAUCUGCCCAGAGUGCGGCGCCAUCUGUCGCUCCGUCCAUUUCCAAUCCCAUGUCACCAAGAACUGCCUGCACUACACGCGGCGAGUGGGCUACCGGUGUGUCCACUGUAGCGUGAUCUUUGCUGACGUCACUGCUCUCAAGUCACAUACCCAGGGCUCUCACUGUGAGAUCUUCUACAAAUGCCCUAUCUGCCCCAUGGCCUUCAAAUCUGCUCCGGGGACUCACUCGCACGCCUACACUCAGCACCCGGGUGUGAAGAUCGGAGAGCCCAAGUUGAUCUACAAAUGCUCCAUGUGUGAUACGGUCUUCACCCAGCAGAUUCUGCUCUACGCACACUUUGACCAGCACCUUUCCAGUCAGAAGGUGUCUGUGUUCAAGUGUCCCGACUGCUCCAUGCACUAUGCCCAGAAGCAGCUCAUGCUGGAUCAUAUUAAGUCAACACACGGGACGCUUAAAACCAUCGACGGUCCCCCAAACCUCGGCAUUAAUCUCCCGCUCAGCAUCAAGCCCAUCAACUCCAUGACCUCCAACUCCAACAGCAAAGACUCGGGUCCCCUGAACAGCCUUGACAAUGGGGAUAAGAAGCCCUCGUCUCCGGUGAAGAAAACUGCCUACGCGACCGACGACCGACACAAAACGUCUGUCUCGUCCUCCGUGACGUCCUCAGGUCCUGGCUGGACAUGUAAGGAGUGUGAUCGUCUCUUCACACAGAGAGAGGUCUUCGUCGCUCAUAUGAAGAGAGAGCAUGGGAAGCAGCUGAAGAAACAUCCGUGUCGUCAGUGCGACAAGUCCUUUAGUUCCUCACACAGUCUCUGCAGACACAAUCGCAUCAAACAUAAAGGCAUCCGCAAAGUUUACUCCUGCCCUCACUGUCCAGACUCCAAACGUACUUUCACCAAGCGGCUGCUGCUGGACAAACACAUCCAGCUGAGACACGGCACGAAGGAAGCAGAGCGAAGAUCAGCGCUGGAGUCCAGCAGCACGGAGGAGGCCGCUGUUAAAGACCAGGUACGGAGUCCCAAACGAAAGCUCAACUCUGACGGCGAGGACGCUGAAGAAGAGGAAGAGGAAGAAGACGAGGAAGAGCACCGUGAGGGGAUCCCCAGCCACGAGCGUGCAGCCUCCUUGUGCCCUCAGCCCAUGAAGAAGCUGAAGGUGAGCGUGUUAAAGACUCACAGAUGCGCCGUGUGCAGUUUCUCCACCACCGAGCUGACACUUUUCCAGAAACAUCUCCCGUCGCAUAAAACGGACGGCUCGUCGCAUCAGUGCUCCGAGUGUGGCCUGUGCUACACGUCACGCCACUCGCUCGCACGCCACCUCUUCAUCGUGCACAAGAUGAAGGAGCCUCCGUGCACCAUGCAGCAGGAGAACGCUCCCAACGUUCCGGACACGCAGUGCAGGGUGUGCGGCAAGACGUUCGACGCGGAGCCGGCUUUAAACACACACAUGCGCACGCACGGCAUGGCCUUCAUCAAAUCCAAGAGACUGAGUGCAGCUGAGAAGUGACAGUCCGAUCUCAAACACUUACACAGGACUCAGUUUGAGACGGAACCCACCUUCAUAAUCAGAGACACAGAGAUACAGAAGCAGGGAUAAACCUGGGAAAACAAGGAAAAGUGACAGGAUCCGACGGAAACGUGAACACAGGAGAUGUGCGGAAAAACACGGCCUUAAACACGUCCACGCACACGAGGGGAAACACACAGCUGAACCACAGAGAGACGUUCCCCAUCUCGCUCCUGCAUCUCUGUGCGUCUCCAGUAUAUAUAUAUAUAUAU